AUGUCGAUAGACACUCCCGCAAAGCGUCAGCGCACCAGCGACGCCUCUACCCGUGCACACAAGCGCGUCGUCCGCAAGCCCCUCUCCACGCAACAACGCCAGUCGCUCCGCCAUGCCCUCUAUCUCGAAAACGGCAUCGACGUCGCUGAGCAGCUCCAGCGCCUCACACACGGCCAAUCCGACCUUGAUCAGAUCGACUGGUCAGCCCAAAAUCUGAUCGCAACCGCCUCGGGAUCCUCUAGCUCGACUUCCCCUUCGGGAAGCGCACAUGUGAUCGUACGAUAUCCCGUGCCACAGUCGUCCAAGCACUCCCUCAGGCCCUCUCACCUCUACCCACACCAGCCCUACUUUUCCGCCACGCCCGUUGCUGCGCCAUCCCAACCACGCGCUCCUAGUGUACGCUAUGACGAUCCACGCCACAUCGCCUUCAGUCCUUGCGGCUUCUACCUCUGCGCCUACUUUCCCGCUCUGCCCGCCAACACGCCUUUAUCAUCGCUCAAUCCAGCGCUACCAACGCUGCCUUCGGACGCCCAGAUCGGCCAUAACGCCGCCGAGCCCAUGGCUGCUACGGCUUCGGCGACCAGCAUUCCGAUGAUCAACCAGCUCAGUGGCGCAGUUCCUCCGCUAGACCCAUCGGUAGCCGCUUCCACCAACCCAUCUGUCGCACAGACAACAGCAGCCGCAUCUCUCGGCUCGGCCUCGGAGCCUUCAGGUGUAUUCUGCACAUGGUCACGAGCCGAAACUGCCGCUUUGAACGACUGGAAGCUUGUCGAUUCCAUCCCUGUCGACAACGUCCAGCAUCCAGCUCCUACCGCCGCCGCGGGCAAGGCGGACAAUGUGCUCAAGGUCAACGACAAGGGCCAACAGAUCGUCAAGGACGCCAGCCGCGCAUCACCUGCAUCUAGAGACGGCGUGCACCUCCACGCCGGCGUAGCCAAGGUGGUCUGGCUCAACCAGAGGCGUCGAGUCGUGCUGCCAACCGCAUCGUCCGCUACAAGCCACUAUGGAAGUGCACCGUUCGAGCGGCUCUCGUCCCGCGGUCCCACCUGCGUACCCGCCGCUGCAGCGCCCAACGACGAGGCUGGCCCGGACAAAGACCUUGCACUGGUUGUGUUCGGGCAGCGCGGGCAGGUGACGCUGCUGUGCAGACGCAACGCCAAUACCAACGAUUCCUCCAUCGACACCGCCAAAGCACGCACCAAGUUCUUUACCACUGUGCUGCAGUCCGAUCUGCACACGCCAAGGGUGCAGCCGUCGCCCAUCACGCUCGAUUCGUCCACAGGCACAGAGCGUCCGGACGGCGUGGGGUCAGCGUAUGCGUCGCUGUUCGCGGGCGAGGCGGAUGGAGCCGACGAUGGCUUGGGGUACGCUCACGACGCGCGCAUCUCGCACCUGGCGGUGGGAAUGCCAGCCAACGAGCCGGUGCUGCUGGUUGCCUCGAAGCGCACCUCGGCACCAGCAGCGCUUGUGGACCUCGCCGAAAUUACCGUCGACCUGCGUGCCGAUGCGGUGACCAUGACCACGCGUCCGCUCCAGCCCAUCUCGCUCGCGCCAGUCGAACCGGCUUCGAGCGAGGGUUCGACAGCAGAGAAGGCGGGCGGAUCGAGUGACGACGCACUCACCCUGCUCACGUGGGCCGAGGUGGAUGCCAAAGAGCCCUCGGGCGCCGCAGCGGGCAAGACCGACUCGCUCCGGCUCGUGGCUUGCUGGUCGCACCUCGACGAUGCGAGCGGCGACGACAAGGAGGAUGGUAUGGGUAUGCACAGUAGCCUGGCGGUGUGGGAUCUGUACAAGGCCGAGACGGAGCUGAGCGAGGCGUUUGCGACGCUCGAGUGUCGCAAGGCGGGUCAGGCUCCUGCAUGGCUCGAAUGGCAGCUGCGCUUUGCGAGCGCAAAAACGCUGCGUGGCCAACUCGUCACUUCGUUCGUCGCCCCGCAUGCGCUGGUGGGCGCCAACACGGCCAUCCUCACCUCACUCAGCGCGGCACAGGCCAAACCAGGCCUGCUUUCCGAGCAGCUGGCAAUGGUUGAUCUGCACACGCUCGAGCUCGCGCAACACGUGCCCGUUCCGCCACGCGCGCUGCUGCGAUGCUCCCGCCCCGUGGUCUCGGCCAACGGCGCGCUCAUCGCCGUCUUUGCGCACGCACACACCGGCGCAACCCCCGCGAUCGUCAUGUGGAAGCUCCCCUGGCACUCCCUCCGCCCCCACACGGAUGAUGCGACCAAGCCAUCGGUGGAUGAGGGGAGCGAGGAGAGGGCGAGAUUGGUUCAGCUGUUGGCGCUGUCGUGCGUGCGCGCGAGUGACGCAUCGGACAUCAGCCGGGUGUACGGCGCAAGCGCAGGUGGCGACGACGCCAAGCUGCUAGUGGACGUGGCCGACGUGCUCAAGAUCACCGACUCCAAACGGCAGGAUGUGCUGGUCAAGAUCGAGGGCGCUACAGCCAAGGGCCCGAGUCACACCAACUCGAUCCCUUUUCAUCAGGCGCUGCGGCUGCUCAAGAUCCGCAUGGCCAUCGCUAGCCCCGCAUCGCCCAGCGUGCGGUUGCAGAGGUUGGUGCUGGAGCUUGGGUUGUGUUAUCAGGUUCUGCGCCUCGCGCGCGUAUCCACACAGGUACCUACGACGCUCAAGGACGAGGGCAAGAAGAAGGGAAAGCCUGUGGGUGGCGAGAUGCGACCACGCGUGUACUACCGCCUCGAAAGCGUGUGGCCGCUACUUGCGCAGCUGCAGUGGCUGCUUGGCCUGCUGGACGGCGUAAGUAAACUUUCGCUUGCCACGGCGGCGGUGGGCACGGAGAGCAAGGAUGACACGCGGGAGGAGGUGUUUGAGGAGCAAUUCGUGCGCAUGAUGGGCAAGCCUACGCCGCGCCGGUUGGUGCUGCACAUCGUCGCGCACGUAGUCGACUUUGUGCAGUGGGUCGAGAGCACGGUGCGCGCCGAGAACCUGCCGCCGCCGACGGGGGCGAGUGUAGGCGACGAGAUCGGGUUCCUUGCCAAUGCUGCCACGCGCGGCGUGCUGGCGGUGAGCGAGCAGAUGGCUCUGGCGCGCGAGGCACUGGCCCACAUCACGCGCAGCGCAUCCAUCGAUCUCGCCGACUUUGCCCAUCUGCUUGCCAGCAUCGAGGCGGAGUCUGGUGCGGCGCCCACAGCGCGAGCGAGGGAGACGGAUCGAUUCUGGUGGGCCACGUUGGGCGGAGGCAGCUUGGAAGAGCAAGGCGAGGUGAAAGCGGACGAAGGGGUGCCGGCCAAGUUGCUGGGUUUGAUUGGGGAUGCACAGUCUGGAGCGCUCGUGGAUGUUUUGCCGCUCUUUGUCGUGCCGACGGAUCUCACCGACGAACGCAGUGUACUCUACGAUGCGAGUGCGGACGCCGCGCACGCUGCAUCUCCGCUCGUACAAGCCCUCAGUGCCAUGGCAGCCAAACGCGACACUCAACGCGACAUUAUGCGCAAAACCACCUUACGCACCGCCGUGACCCAGUCGACCAUCAUCAACGACUCUGCCGCGAUUAUUCGGAGCAGCGCCCCGCGCACCUCGAGCGACGGUGAGGUUCGCUUGGAUCUCAUGCGUGCCAAACGCUGCGUUCGAUGCGGGGCGCUAUCUCAAGACGCCGUCCACGCCACCUACACCAUCCCCCCAGCGCAACCGCUGCCAAACGGGAUGGUGCUCGAUGCAACACUGCCCGCGAACGUGCAGAUGCAGAUGCAGAUGCAAAUGCACAUGCACAUGGUCCAAGCCGGUCUCCCCGCCCCACCGACCAUUGCACCACUUCCACCUCCCGCGCUGGUGGGGAUUGAGGCACUCGACACACGCGCGCGCAACUGUCUCUGCGGUGGCACGUGGUGGGUUCUGUAA
Moesziomyces antarcticus is the source of this 3849-nucleotide messenger RNA. RefSeq lists its product as uncharacterized. The coding region runs from base 1 to 3849 and encodes 1282 amino acids. The record is from RefSeq and is a predicted model, not a curated record. Lineage: Eukaryota; Fungi; Basidiomycota; Ustilaginomycetes; Ustilaginales; Ustilaginaceae. The transcript has a single exon.